Molecule: messenger RNA, 2195 nt
Organism: Sphaerodactylus townsendi
Lineage: Eukaryota; Metazoa; Chordata; Lepidosauria; Squamata; Sphaerodactylidae
Gene: PAX1
Product: paired box 1
Exons: 6
Coding region: 137-1762 (541 amino acids)
Biological process (GO): anatomical structure development; regulation of transcription by RNA polymerase II
Molecular function (GO): RNA polymerase II cis-regulatory region sequence-specific DNA binding; DNA-binding transcription factor activity, RNA polymerase II-specific
Source: RefSeq, a predicted model, not a curated record
CUGAAGCGCCGGGCGGAUGCGGAGCGCGGCGCCCGGACUCGGCCUCGCAGCUGCCGUCCCUCGGCUCCCCGGCAGCGGGAUCGCCUCUCUAUGCCCCCGGGCAGGGCUCGGGUGCCGGCGCCGACCCUAGCUGGCCAUGGAGCAGACCUACGGCGAGGUGAACCAGCUGGGCGGCGUGUUCGUGAACGGGCGGCCGCUGCCCAACGCCAUCCGGCUGCGCAUCGUGGAGCUGGCCCAGCUGGGCAUCCGGCCGUGCGACAUCAGCCGCCAGCUGCGCGUCUCGCACGGCUGCGUGAGUAAGAUCCUGGCGCGCUACCACGAGACGGGCUCGAUCCUGCCCGGCGCCAUCGGCGGCAGCAAGCCCCGCGUCACCACCCCGGACGUGGUCAAGCACAUCCGCGACUACAAGCACGGCGACCCGGGCAUCUUCGCCUGGGAGAUCCGCGACCGCCUGCUGGCCGACGGCGUCUGCGACAAGUACAACGUGCCCUCCGUCAGCUCCAUCAGCAGGAUCCUGCGCAACAAGAUCGGCAGCCUCUCGCAGCCCGCCGCCGCCGGCCUACUCUACGAGGGCGGCGUCGGGGGGGGAGGAGGAGGAGGGGCGGCGGGCGGCAAGGCGCCGGCCCCCCAGCCCGCCCUGCCCUACAACCACAUCUACCAGUACCCCUACCCCAGCGCCGUGGCCGCCUCGGGGGCCAAGUUGGGCGCCCACCCCGGGGCGCCGGUCUCCGCCGCCCACGUCAGCCUGCCCCGCUCGUGGCCCUCCGCCCACUCGGUCAGCAACAUCCUGGGGAUCCGGACUUUCCUGGACCAAAGCGCGGCUCUGGCCGGGACAGAGGGCUCUCCCUAUGCUGCCAAAAUGGAAGAGUGGCCCAGCGCGAACAGGAGCGCCUUCCCCGCGGCCAGCCAAGGCGUCAACGCGCUGGACAAGUCCGCCUCGGAGACGGACAUUAAAUACCCCCAGGCACCAUCUGGGCUCUCCGCCGUGAGCACCUUCCUCCCCCCCUGUGCCUACCCGACCUCCAGCCAGCCCGGAGUCUACGGCGGGCCUGCUGGCAGCUACCUGAGCCCGGCCCAUCACUGGCAGACGCAAGGCAGCCCGCUGGCACACCACCACCCGCCAGGCAUGGCUCUCCACGGGGCAGAGCUGGCCACUCCGCUGGCCUUCAAGCACCCCACCCGAGAAGGUAAGGGCGGGCCUCGCUCAGAGUCCCCAAUUAUCUGGACCAGCUUUUUAUAUCGCAUUUUCAAGAGCAAGAUGCAAUUCCUCUCCAUCGUCACCACUUCAAGCCGCAGGCAGAAAACCAGCCGCCAGCCCGGCGGGAGCCAAAGCUGCAGCAGAGGCCCUGGCCGCCAUCCACGGGCUCUCCUCGUCCUAGAAGCGGCCGGGCGGCGCCAGAGAGGGACGGAGAAGCGCCCCGGAAGAGCAUCCGCGGCCCAACAGAACGUGUCCGCCCCGCGCGGCGGCACCUUCCCUCCCAAAGCCACGCCGGAGGGAUCUGCUGCGCAGACCCAUGGGGCGAACGAAGCCCCGGCCUGGGGACUCUUUUGCUGCCAGGCCUGGUUUUGGAUUGAAGGGGGGGGGGGGGUGAGGAAGCACGUGACUCCCCCCAGGGUCUGGUGCACGUAUGACUGGGAAAGAAAUGCCCAUUGCAGAAACGGUCACCAAGACAACGCCGACACCACUGCCCCAGGCCUGGGGUUUGGCGCUUUGGAAGCCUAUUGGUUGCAACCCUGGCAGCAGCAUGAAGGUGCUUUCUAGCCGGCACUCUUUGCUUUCCCCACCCGCUGUGCUGUGCUGCUUAGGGAGGGAGGGGGCUCAUCACCCAGAUCUUGGCCUUUCUUGGGAGCCCCAGGGACUGACACGACUCUUGCCAAGUUGCUGGAGCAAGAUAAUUCCAAGCAGUUUUUUGCAUCUCCAUUUUCUGACUGAACGGGGAAGACUUGCAGGAUCCGGAUGGAAGAGAAGUGCCAUUUUUUUGCCUCAGGGAGACAUGAAGAGAAAGGACGCUUUGAGAGGCUUGCCUUGGCCUGUGUUUCCCACAGUGGGCGCUGCUCCUUUAGGGCCAGUGCAGACACGACCCUUCGCCCCCCCCCACCCCCCACCCCGUAAAAGGACACGUCGGUAUCAAUUUCAUCUGAUCUUAUAUUUUUUUAAAACAAACCAAUAAAAGGCGAAUGAGAGCUUUAUUCCU